UAUAUACAAAUACAAUUCACAUUCCAAACUAAAAGUAAACAAGCCAAAGUAAAAUGGUUGAAUACCGAAAAUGGUUGAGAAACGUUCGAAGAAAAAUCCUAAGAUCAUCCAACAGAGACAUAACUCUCCCUCCUCGUAUAAGUGUUUGUACAAAUCAAAGCGAACAACCAAUACUUGAAAAUGAAUCAACCACCGUCACAACCACCAACAGGGAAGGUUUUAUCAGAUUACCAUCACCACCGCCAAUUAAUUCUUCAUCAACCAAAUUAUUCACUAAGGAAGACUUUGCAGCAAUUAAGAUUCAAGCUCAUUUCAGGGGUCAUCUCGCAAGACGAGCACAUAAGGCGUUGAAAAGUUUAGUGAAACUGCAAGCAUUGGUUCGUGGGGUGUGCGUGAGGAGACAAUCGCGUAUAGCAAUGCAGUGUAUGCAUGCACUUGUUCGUUUACAAGUUAGGGUUCGUGCAAGGCAAUUGCUUGGUACCUUUGAUCAUACUCAAUAAUUUACUAUACUAAUCGGUAAGAUAAUGAUUUUCCUCAUAUCUCAUUUGUAGAUUAUCAAAAGUUAAAAGAGAUGGGAUGAUAAAAUAAAUAGUUAUAGAAGGAAACGAGUGUAAAAUUGUAAGAUAACAAUUUUGAUUUGUUUGAGGUGGAAGAACCAGUAAUUUUAGGACUGAUGAUGUAUUUGCUAAGGUUCUUUUGUGGAUGUUGUUUAUGUUAUUUAUUUAUUUAUUUUUUGCAAAUGGUUAUUUGACCAAUUCUGAUUUAUUCAAAUAGGUAUGUAUGUUUAUGAGUUUGGAAGUUGGAAGAAUAUUAAUUUGAGGGGUGCUAUGCUUACACCCAACUUUGACACCGUAA
Vicia villosa (hairy vetch) is the source of this 855-nucleotide messenger RNA. RefSeq names its product protein IQ-DOMAIN 20. The record is from RefSeq and is a predicted model, not a curated record. Gene Ontology annotation, molecular function: protein binding. NCBI's taxonomy places the organism in Eukaryota, Viridiplantae, Streptophyta, Magnoliopsida, Fabales, Fabaceae. The transcript has 2 exons. The coding region runs from base 54 to 500 and encodes 148 amino acids.